AUGGUGGAGAGAGAUGAGGAAGAAGUUGGUGACGAUGAAGUAUAUUGUGGACUGAUGGAGAGGACGAAGAAGGAUCAGUUAUUCGAAUUAAUUAUUGAUAGCGGCUGUCAGGAAAAUAUUAUCGGCAGGGAUGUGGUACGAAAACUGCAACUAAAUCCUAAGAAACACCCGAACCCUUACACGAUUGGUUGGAUCAAGGAAGUCGGGGGUGUACGCGUAGAGGAACACUGUAAGGUUCCAUUCUCUAUUGGUAAGUAUACUGAUGAGGUUUAUUGUGAUAUUGUGGAUAUGGAUGCUUGCCAUAUUUUGCUUGGUAGGCUUUGGCAGUUUGAUGCAGAUGCCAAACACCUGGGUAGAAAGAACACAUACCAAGUCGAGAAAGAGGGUGUGCGCUAUACACUAUUACCCAUGGCAGAAAAGAACCCAACCAAGGCUUCAAAGGCAGAAGAGAGGAAUUUUCUUACCAUAACACACUGCCACUCUGAAUUUGUAAGAGAAUGUAAGGAUCCUCGCGAGGUCCACUUACUGGUGAUAAUGGGGGAAGGUGUGAGUGAAUCACUAGGGGAGAACAAAAUUCCCGUGGAAGUGCAGGGAUUACUCGACGAGUUUCAUGACGUAGUUCCUAACGAGUUACCUAAUGAGCUCCCACCCAUGUGA
This is a messenger RNA of Nelumbo nucifera (sacred lotus), 657 nucleotides long. RefSeq lists its product as uncharacterized. The record is from RefSeq and is a predicted model, not a curated record. Lineage: Eukaryota; Viridiplantae; Streptophyta; Magnoliopsida; Proteales; Nelumbonaceae.